CGAAAGAUGGGGGACGCAUACCGCGAGCUCCUCGACUAUCUCAAGGCCAAAGACCAGCAGGGCGAGCACAAGCGCGAGGAGGCCAAAGCCAAGGCGCUCGAGGAGCUCACCGCCCUUAAGAAGCAGACGUUCGCCCACAUAUCAUUUUACAACUGCAUCAACGCGGCGGACACGCUCGAGGACGGUGUUGACGCUGCGCUCACCUCGCAGAAGGAGCUGUACGAUGCUCUUCUCGGAUUCACGGGCAUGAUGGCUGGCUUCUCAUUCAUCGGCCUGCCGCUCGGUUCGCAGCCCGACACGUACUUCCAGGCUGUCGCCUAUUUUCUACUCAUCCUCGGCUUUGGCGGCUGCAUGGUCGCCGCGCUCAUGAGCUUCAUCGCGACCCUCUUCAUCAAGGGCCUGAUGCAAGAGCCGUGGGACUGCGUUCGCGACUGCUUCUUCAAGUGGAACCCUUACCUCUACUGCACCAACUUUCUUGCCAUCGGCGGGCCCUUUAUGCUGUUCCUCGGCGUCAACGUCAUGGUGCACGAUUUCUUCACCGACCGCGACGAGGUGGAUUGCUGGCGCAAGGGCAUGGGGGAAGGCGCAGACAAGUGUACACUUUCCCUCGGCCUCCCCAUCAGCCUCAACGUCCUCUCCCUAAUCUUCUUGCUCGUUCUCUGCUGGCUCUUUUACGGAGCGGUGCUGAAGUCGCAGCGCGGACGGCGCAUCACAAAGGCCAUCGAGGAGCGGCGCUGAAGGCGCAGGCUUCCGCCGCGCCUCAUUAUUUUUCCAGUUUCGUCCCUGUUUAUCCUCGUAACCGGUCGACGCAUCUGUUCCCACUGUUCCCACACAGCACAGUGCGAGGACACGGGUGUCGCGUGCAACCUAGAGAUGCCCGCCCGCACGCAGCGAACGACGCGAGAGAGCGCGCUCACGUGAGGACCAUGUGUGCGCUCCCCCCAUAUUGCACAUAUAUUUAUGGAACACGACGAUACACGAGACCCACCUGCAGCUGCAGCCUGCACCUCUCGAGCUGGCAAAAAGAAUUCAGUAGUGGUCAGCUCUAGAACAAAACAAAAAA
Emiliania huxleyi CCMP1516 is the source of this 1063-nucleotide messenger RNA. RefSeq lists its product as hypothetical. The coding region runs from base 7 to 738 and encodes 243 amino acids. Lineage: Eukaryota; Haptophyta; Isochrysidales; Noelaerhabdaceae. The record is from RefSeq and is a predicted model, not a curated record. The transcript is spliced from 2 exons.